Aureobasidium namibiae CBS 147.97 is the source of this 1962-nucleotide messenger RNA. RefSeq lists its product as uncharacterized. Gene Ontology annotation, molecular function: DNA-binding transcription factor activity, RNA polymerase II-specific; DNA binding; zinc ion binding. Gene Ontology annotation, biological process: regulation of DNA-templated transcription; DNA-templated transcription. The transcript is spliced from 3 exons. Lineage: Eukaryota; Fungi; Ascomycota; Dothideomycetes; Dothideales; Saccotheciaceae. The record is from RefSeq and is a predicted model, not a curated record. The annotation marks the transcript as partial.
UCGGCUCCGGCACCGCUACGGGAUGUCCAUGGCCGCCUUCUAAAUCCGCGUUCAUGCGUAACCUGCCGGAAGCGCAAGGUCAAAUGCGACAAACUCCACCCCUGUUCAAACUGCGCUCGCGCUCACAUCGAGUGUGUCUUUCCUACUCCAGGAAGAGCCCCACGUAAACCUCGCAAAGUCAGCGACUCGCGAGAUGCCGAACUGCUCGAUAGACUGCGCCGUCUCGAGGGUGUUGUCAAAGGUCUCGGUGUAGAUAUCACGAAUCCUGAUUCCUUCCCUGAUCCACCGCCUGAUUCCCCCGAAGAAGCCGGUCCCCCAGAGCUCUCUGAAAUAACACUACCUACAGCUCGGACAUGUCCCAAUCCACCCGACCCUACACACUCCAACAAACAUGGGAACGAGGAUGAGCAUGAGCGAUGGGCAGCAAAGAACAAGCACAUGGACGAGUCUCGGAGUGCCAAGUUUGAGACCAGAUUUGGUCGUCUGGUCAUCAACGAAGGUCGCUCAAGAUACGUGAACAACUCCUUUUGGGCCAACCUCAGCAACGAGGUUGAGGACCUCAAGGGCAUAUUGAACCAGAACACCGAUGAUGAAGCCGACGACCCGUCCCCUGUCCAGUCCCAGCCUGAUCAGCACCAUGCCUGGAUCUUUAGUUUCAGCUCGCAAAAUGUCGACCUCUUGUCUCUGCAUCCUAUCGCUGGCCAGAUCGAAGCGUAUUGGAAUAUCUACAGGGAACGUGUGGAUCCUCUUGUCAAAGUCCUCCAUAUUCCUACCAUUGAGCCCACCGUUCUGGCGUCCGCCUCUCACCUUGCAAAUCUAUCUAAAAGUUUCGAGGCAUUACUGUUUGCCAUCUACUAUGGUACUAUCACGAGUCUUUCCGAGGACGAAUGCCUCAACAAGUUGGGUGAGGAAAAAGGCUUGCUUUUGUCACGCUACCGGUUUGGUGUCGAGCAAGCGCUUGCAAGGGCAAACUUCCUCACCACUGAGGAAAUGAUGGUAGUGCAAGCAAUCGUGAUUUACUUGAUAUGCUUGCGCAGAAACAACGAUGCCCGUGUCAUCUGGACAUUGACUGGUCUCGUCGUCCGAAUCGCUCAGACUCUUGGUGUGCAUCGCGACGGGUUGCAUUUCAAUCUUCCACCAUUCGAGAUCGAGAUGCGAAGACGCCUGUGGUGGCAGAUAUGUAUUCUGGACGUACGAGCUUCAGAAGAUCAUGGAAGCGAUCCUACCAUCACUGAACAAGCGUUUGACACCAAAAUGCCACUCAAUAUCAACGAUGAAGAUCUGUAUCCUGCAAUGACCAGAUUGCCUGACGAGCGGCAAGGCUGUACAGACAUGUCGUUCUGCCUCAUUCGGUUCGAAGUUGCUAACACUUUCCGUCGGCUUAACUAUAUCCCGCCUGGUGAGCCUAGACAGUGCGGUGACUUCUUUGCUUCAGUUACGCUCGAGGACAAGGAGCGAUGGAUCAACGAAUGCCACAAAAGACUUGAAGAACGAUACCUCCGGCAUGUGGACAUGUCGAUCCCGUUGUAUUGGGUCACUGCUACAGUUGCUCGACUGAUGAUGAGCAAGAUGUGGCUGAUGAUCUAUCAUCCUCAUCAGAGGAAAGAUGGCGGCAAAAGUCUCUCCGAGGAAACCCGGGAGAAGUUGUUCAUCACGAGUCUGGAAAACGUCGAGUAUGCGUUGCUGAUGGAGACUGAGUCUCGUACAGAAAAGUGGAGCUGGCUCUUCAAAACGUACAUACAAUGGCACGCACUAGCAUUUCUGCUUGGCGAGCUUUGUAAUCGCACGAGUGGUGACCUGGUCAAUCGAGCGUGGUCUUCGGUUGAAAAAUGUAUACGGUCCAGCUGGAAAGAAGCAUCUAACAAGGAGGAAUCACGUAGCGGACAUCUGUGGAAACCAUUGAUGAAGCUUCUUGCCAAAGCUCGAAUGGCGAGAGCGCAAGCCAUCCGAAAAGAACAAGCG